UCAGUGAAAAUUCCGAGAACAAUUAAUGAAAUGUAAAAUGAUGGAUUAAGAAAGCUACAUUCUAACAUUAAAAAUGAAUAAGAACACUCAUCUAAUGAAUCAAACCGACUGCAACUUUCAAUUGAAUCCAUAAUUGAUAUACAACGAUCUCACAGAUGAUAAUUCCACCGAAUUUAGCUCUAAUUCAUUCAACGAUAUCAGCCUUUUGGGUAAAACCAAGGGAGAGAGAUGACCUGUUUAGCGGCACCAAGGCCACGAAGACCGCCGAGCUUUCCUUGUAGGCUUGUGGCUGCUUAAAGAGAUUGGCAGCGGCUUGGAAAUUGCCUAUCGAAAGCUCUUAGUCCGCUCUUUUCCGUGUUGUUAAAUCAGCUUCCCUUCCAUUUCUGUUCCAAGGUUAGAGCUCACCGCCAAGUUCAUUCUUUUUCUGUGCAAAAAUUCCUUUAGGUUCUCCAGAAAGAUUCGAAACGCCGUCGUAACAAUGAAACAUGUCGAAGUUCGUUUGAGGUCCACAUAUGACAGAUUAACAUAAUUUUUCUCAGAAUUUGGCUCAUUAAUCAAUUUUUGUUUGCUCCUCUGAGGUGAGCUUCUCUCAGUUGAAUGGACGUCUAAAGGCCAGAGCUUUCUCAUUUGCUACCGCAAAUAAUUAUUAUUUGUUAGCUCAUCUGAAAUUAGAGUAGUCUCUGAAGGACAAGUGUUAUAGCAAGAGCUACGGAACUAAGCAAGGGAAUGAGAGGUCGGCUCUUGCUUUAGUCAAGGAUUUGCUAGGAAAGCACGGUAGCCUUCGGUGUUUCUGGAGUAGCUCGUCUGCUUGUUAAGCAAUCUGACUAGCUCAAUUUUUGUUUCAGGCUGAUACCCUUUUGGAUAUGUGGGCUUCUUACGAAGAGGGAAUUAGUUAUGCAGGUGCCUCAAAGGAAUUGAAACCGAGUGGAGGAUGAAAAUCUUGGUUCAAUUGGACGGAAUUUGCAGGAUGGAUGUAUUUGGUUUUAGUCUGCAACAGAUCUUUCGUAAAUCCCUAUCCAACGGAUCUAUUUCAUAACGUCAUUAUGUGAUUGUCUCUCUCACUGCUUAUUUAAUAUUUUCUGAUAACACCUUUCCGGCCGACAGCCAUAAAACACUGUAUUAGAGCUUUUCGUUAAUAACGUUAAGUUUUGGAUGAACUUUAUAAUUUAAGAACUCCGAGAUGAGACUCUGUAGUUUUCCCCAACUUAGGCGGAAACUCACAAUUUACUUUGUAUGAAAGUAACCCAAGUCAAACGCCGUUCGCAAGCUAACUUCACCAACGAAAAAAGACUGACGAAACUGAAUACUCGCCUACACAUCUUCAACUCCCUCUCUUUAAAACAAGGUAAAGCAUGGAUUUUCCCUGGGUUCUCAUAAUCUACGGCCUCAUCACGGCCUUAGUUGUCGUAUCUUUCCUCUGUGGCCAAUGGCCCAUCUUUCAAGGCACCCCCAUUGAAUGCAUCCAUCGGUUUCUCACUUUUGGCGCCUACGAUUACCUUCUCCGGUUUGUUGGGUUUGUGUGUGGGGAGAAGGGCACUAAUGCGAUUCUUUCUGUUGAGUAUUUUUGUUGCAAUCGGCCUAACCCGAUUUUACAGAUAAUUUAUUUGGCAAUAAUUGCUGGGACUUACUAUUUUAUUGCAAAGUCAUGCUUUAGCUAUAUUCCUGGAUAUUAUUUGAGUGGAAUUCACAGGUACACAAGCUUGUUGGGAGUUGUUGUCGGGGUUAUACUUUUCCUGUUGACUAGCUUUACUGAUGCAGGAACUGUGAAUGCAGAGAAUGUUUCACAGUAUCUCUCUGCUUAUCCCUAUGACAAUAUUAUAUUCACAGAGAAAGAAUGUUCAACUUGUAAAAUUCCAAAGCCUGCUAGGUCCAAACACUGCAGCAUAUGUGGUCGGUGUGUUGCUCGAUUUGACCACCAUUGUGGAUGGAUGAAUAAUUGUAUAGGGGAGAGAAAUACCCGAUACUUCUGGGCUUUUCUUUUAUGGCAUUUUCUUCUUUGUCUAUAUGGAACCAUUGUGAUUGGAUUGGUUCUUGCUGGACGAUUGAAGGAAUUAAGAGUUGUAUAUAUUCUAACAGUUUAUUAUGGCAUAGACAAUUCUUUUUACAGCUUAGCUCCACAUGUUGUACAGUGGCUGUUGGGCUCAUAUAACACACAGGUACUACUUAUGGUGUUUCUUGCCAUUGUUUCUCUCCUACUAGCGGGUUUUUUUGGGUAUCAUGCCAACCUUUGUCGCACAAAUACAACAACAAAUGAGAUCUUCAAGUGGCAAGAUUACAUACACCGGCAGAGAAAGUUAAAUGAAGCAAGGGCAAGUGCUGAAGCACUAAAAUCAAGUAUUGUUGGAAUGAGCAGUGAAAGCAAGCCUCCAGAGAGCAAGUGGAAAGCUUUCUUUCAACGUUCCCCUCUAGAAGAUGCUGAGGUUGUCAUUAAGAAUAACAACUAUGAUGAAGGAUUUUUUCACAAUAUUUGGGAGGUCAUAUAUCCCCUAUCAACAAGACGGUCAUUUUCACAGAGAAAAUCAAAGUCUAUCUGAGAUUGUAGUAAAUGGUAUGCACACUAGGCUAUCGGUGCAAGUUUUUAUGCAUUGUCCCAUCAGUAGUUUCAUGGCAAGUAACUUGUUCUUCUAAUGUGAUUCAUGAAUGCUCUCUGAUAGCUUCAAGGGGAGUAUUCGGUGAUAUUGUAGAGCCUUGUAUGCCCUUAUUAUUCAUCAAUAGUGAAAGCUUGAGGGUAUUCUGUUGUGCAGA
Messenger RNA from Mangifera indica (mango), 2745 nucleotides. Its product is annotated as probable protein S-acyltransferase 17. Gene Ontology annotation, cellular component: endoplasmic reticulum; Golgi apparatus. Gene Ontology annotation, biological process: peptidyl-L-cysteine S-palmitoylation; protein targeting to membrane. The record is from RefSeq and is a predicted model, not a curated record. Lineage: Eukaryota; Viridiplantae; Streptophyta; Magnoliopsida; Sapindales; Anacardiaceae. The transcript has 10 exons. The coding region runs from base 1353 to 2534 and encodes 393 amino acids. Gene Ontology annotation, molecular function: protein-cysteine S-palmitoyltransferase activity.